AGGUGGCUGCUUGGGUGGGUGGCUGUGUCCGCCCUGUUUUGCCUGGAAGUUCACAGGCUGCACUCAUGUGGGGCCAGUGGAUUUGGGGACAAGCUCUCCUCCACUGCUGUCUUCAUUUUCCCCUAAGUCUGCAUUUGCUAAAGAAAUCUCCUCUCUGAAAGUGAAACUGCUCAUCCACCAACUCGUGAGAGCAAAAUAUUAAGUGGUUCCUCUGUUAUUUUCAGUGCUUAGGCUGGGAACUGAGGUUUGCUUGCAUGGGCUGCCUCUCAAGGCAUCCUUUCGUCAGUGGUCAGCACUGAUGUUACCUUGCUUUAUGGCACGUUUUUAAUAUCUUGGAAAUCCUUUAGCAAUGUCUGCAUGUUUGUUUGGUAAUCUGUUAUUAUCCAUAAGGGAAAAAUAUGAAAAAAAGGAGAAUUGAAGUUGCUGCUUGUGUUUGGAUGAAUUGAGACUUUGUUUAACAGAAGAUUAACAGUUGGUUUACUUAUCAGCUUUCUAGAGGUUUUAUAGUUACAAAAUGGUCAUAGACAUCUUCGGUUUUCUAAAAUUUGGGGAAUGGCGGUCAACGUGUACUCUACCUCUAUAACCCAGGAGACUAUGAGCAGACAUGACAUCAUUGCAUGGGUUAAUGAUAUAUUAGCUUUAAACUACACAAAAGUUGAACAACUCUGUUCAGGAGCAGCUUACUGCCAGUUCAUGGACAUGUUGUUCCCAGGGUGCAUUAGCUUGAAGAAAGUAAAGUUUCAAGCAAAGCUGGAGCAUGAGUACAUUCACAACUUCAAACUUCUGCAGGCAUCAUUUAAAAGAAUGAAUGUGGAUAAGGUAAUUCCUGUGGAAAAACUGGUCAAAGGGCGCUUCCAAGACAACUUAGAUUUCAUUCAAUGGUUUAAGAAGUUCUUCGAUGCUAACUAUGACGGGAAGGAGUAUGAUCCUGUGGAAGCUCGACAAGGCCAAGAUGCUCUUCCUCCACCAGAUCCUGGUGAACAGAUCUUUAACCUGCCCAAAAAGUCUCACCAUGCAAACUCUCCAACUGCAGGUGCUGCUAAAUCCAGUCCAGCUUCUAAACCAGGAUCAACACCUUCUCGCCCAUCUUCAGCAAAAAAAGCUGCACCAAGCAGCUCGGCAUCCAAAUCAGAUAAAGAUUUGGAAACUCAAGUCAUACAGCUCAGUGAACAGGUACAUUCAUUAAAACUUGCACUUGAAGGCGUGGAGAAGGAAAGGGAUUUCUACUUUGGCAAAUUAAGGGAGAUUGAACUUCUCUGCCAAGAACACGGGGGAGAGAAUAAUGACCUUGUCAAUCGGCUAAUGGAAGUCCUUUAUGCUUCAGAUGAACACGGAAUUACCAGUACUGCAUAUGCCUCAAUUAGAAGUAAAGAAAGUACAUUUCAAUAUAAUAUUAUGAGAUGCUGCUUUGCUCAGGAGAGCCACACAGAUGAGCAUGAAGGUGAAGAGCAAGUCCAUGAACAGCCCCAGCAGCAGGAUGAGUACUGACUCACGCAGCAUCUCUGACAAUUUUCGUUUUGUGUGAGAACUUUCUUCUGGAGAAUGGAACAUGUGCGGCCUCAAACUUGAAAUCAGUUCACUCCCAGUCUGCCAUUAACAUUUAUGUACCAUAGUGAGUGCCAGCCAACCACUGCAUUCUGUACCAAUACUUUGCCAAGAUGCAUUUGCAGGCGUCUUCUUUCAGUGUAUCUUCCCAAGAGGUUGUAGGGCUACAUCACCUACUGUACAUCACUGCAACGUCACCACUUGGCUGCUUGAGAUUUGUUCUGCUCUUUAAAAAUAUAUAUAUUUAUUUUUAUUUCUUUUUCGUCUUAAGUAUGAUACACUUGUAACUUGUUCUAACAUAUUUAUAUUGGCAUUUUGUGUGGCAAGGAGUUCUGUACCACUAGCUGUGUCUCUCACUUUGUGGUGCUUUUGCAUUUUCUAGUACAUCUGCCUUGGGGCACCAAUUUGGCCAAGCAGUUGAAAUAAAGGGAUACAGUGGGUGUCAUACUCAAGCCAUAACGAUGAGAUUGUGUUGUGGAGGAAAACACUUGUGUUGCUCACAUUUAUUCUUUUUCUGCCUUCACAAAUGGAAGGCAGAGCAUCUGUUUCACUGGGAGAUUUAAACCCCUGUGUUAGGAAGCUUGUUAGAAAGCUGCAUGGUAUGUUCUUUGGCUGAUAUCUGGAGGAACAGACAUCCACUUAAGCUUUUUGAAAACCCUCCCAGUUUCCUAACUAGUCAAUAGACAUUUCCCAGCUUUUCUUCCUUUCUGAGGAAUCCAGUCCCAGUCUCCAGCCGCAGCUCUGCCUACGCAGAGCUCAGUGCUGAGGGAGGAGAGAGAUCUCCUUGACACAAGUGUGGCUGCAGGACACAGUCUGUACCAUCCUCCUUGGCUUCCCGCUUCUCAGAAAAGGAGAAAGUAGACCGGCCAUUUCUUUCCACUUUCCAUCCCCCUUCCACUGCCCCAGCCAUACAAGUCUAGAAGACAGAAAUUUUGUCACUAGUGCAAAGUAUGGGGAAAAACAGCAACAACACUGGCCCCAAACUGUGCCCCAAACUUCCCUGUAAGUGGAUGGUGGACACUUCACAAGUUUAAGACUGCUUCUAAAGCAUGUAGAAGCAGUGAGGAGUCCUCCUGGAGACAGGGCACACAUUAGAGGGAGACCAUCUAACUGAGGGCACAGAGCUGGUUCUGCUCUUGGCUGACCAUCCUCCUUCAAGGCCAGUGUGGUGCAGAACCAUGUGUGCACUGGAGAUGUCUGCAGUGGGAGUGUUCCCUUCCAGUGUGGUCCCAUGGCCCUGUUCUAAAUGAUGGAAUUUUAUAAGGAGAGGUAUCUUGAAGUAUAAAAAGCAUUCCUUGUUCUUCUCCUACCACUGUGCAUUGUAGUCUCUCUGGUUAUUUAAUUCCUGGUAUUCUUGGUAUCUCACUUCAUUUUCUGAGUUCUGGUUUGUUGUGCUGAUUUAGCAGGUAUGUGGAAGCCCCAUCCCAAUUGGCAUUCAGUGAAAAACUCCACAGCCUUUUGGACAGCUAAGUUAUUUCAGGCGUUCAUAGGCUUCUAAAGCGUUAGGUCCCCAGCUUAUGCUUCCAUAGAAAAGUUUCCAGUACAUCAGCCCCCAGGCACACACACAUGCACAUGCAGCUUUCCAUCCCUAAUCAAUCUUCUGCAGCUAAGUGGCUCUUAGUUAAAUGUGAGAACCCUGCUGUUGUGUUGCACCACCAACAAUAUAUAAAAUGCUGUCGAGCACGAGAACAGGUAUUUCCAGUUCCUUGAUCCUCCCUCUGCACAGCAGAAGAGUUUCUGGACCCUGCAGGCUGAAGUUUUCCAAGCCCUGCACCCAGUAUUGACCUCACAUCCUACCCAGUGAUGAAAUCAAAGUACUGCAACCUGCAGGCCAGUGCUUUCCUCUCCCUUCUCAACUGGUUACAAAUAAGGUCUGGUUUAUAAAAUCGUGUUUUUUCCAAAAUAAUUAUUUCCAAGAAUCACCACAAAUGGGGGAAUUGUCAUUUUUGUUGUAUUUGUGUUUAUUAGAACAUAUGUACUUAUUACAAUUGUCAUUGUAAUAAACAGUAGUUCUUCAUAAUACUGUUGAAGAGCAGUUACUAAUUUUUUUCCAGACUCCAGAAUGUCCUUUAACCUUUAUGGGAUCUCUGAAUGGGGCAAGGAGUUUGGGAUCAGGCUAUAAAUUUAAUUUCAUCAGCACGUCUCUGCUUACUGGAGUUCAUCCUUCUGCCAAUACUUGAGCAGGUGCAUGGAGAGCACUUCAAGGGAGAACAUUUUUCUGAAGGUGCAAAUGGUUGGGGUUGCUGAGCUCCCCAGACAGUUCAUAGCCAGGCUGUUGUGCCUCUCUUCUUUUCUCUCUUUUGAAGCACAUAUGAAAAAAAAAAUUAAAAAGCUGAAGUUCAUUUCCUGAAAAUUCCUUGCAUCCUGUUUCUGAUCUGAGAACCAUAGCCCCCUCACUGCUUGUAUCAAGGGGGGAGUGACUGAUGUAGGGAGCCAGGGCAGUGAAAUUCUUUGGGAGCACCAGAAAUGUGGCUGUGCUGAGGGGAGAGCAGUGUUCUGAAACGGGGAAAGAGUUGUCCUUCCCCCCCACCCCCUGUGAGUAACCCAUUCUUCUGUUAUGGUUUUAAUAUGCAUUUGUAAUUACCUUUACUAAAUAGCACACCAUAAAGCUUUGGUUAUAUAUUAAAUGUAAACUGAAAGGAAUGUAAACAUAUGUAUUGUUAAUUAUAAAUAGAUAAGUAAUGGCAUAAUAGAUACAAAAAAGUCUUAUUCAGAUGUAUCAGUCAUUUUACAUUAUCCACAAACUGUCGCAUGAUAGAGUAGAUUUUUGUCUGAAUAUGUGAAUAACUUGACUUGCGUUUAUCUUUUUACAUAUUUAAUAAAAAAAUAUAUGUUAAAA
Pyrgilauda ruficollis (rufous-necked snowfinch) is the source of this 4384-nucleotide messenger RNA. RefSeq names its product microtubule associated protein RP/EB family member 2 (gene MAPRE2). The transcript is spliced from 8 exons. Lineage: Eukaryota; Metazoa; Chordata; Aves; Passeriformes; Passeridae. Gene Ontology annotation, cellular component: cytoplasmic microtubule; microtubule plus-end; microtubule organizing center. Gene Ontology annotation, molecular function: microtubule plus-end binding. Gene Ontology annotation, biological process: regulation of microtubule polymerization or depolymerization; protein localization to microtubule plus-end; spindle assembly. Bases 553 to 1488 code for a protein of 311 amino acids. The record is from RefSeq and is a predicted model, not a curated record.